UGGCCUAAUUUUGGGUACAUGCACACAUAUGUCUGUUUGGUUUUUUCCCCAAGCCAUGGGCUCUGGGACUUGAACUACAUGGUUGGCCAUUUGGGAUCUGGCUCUCUCAACUGUUAGGUAAUGGGCUGGCUCAAUCACUAUUUUUUUAAAUGAAUUAACAAAUCCAGAUUGCCUCAUUCCUUCCAGAACUUUCCCUCUGUACCUCUGUGUCUCAGAGAAGUGGGAGGAGGGCAGGGAGAGGGAGCAAAAGAGGAACUGGCUGAGCUUGGAGGGCAGCAGCCUUGUCCCUCUGCCAGAAACAUAACAGGCAUUCUGACCCAGGCCAUGACACUGGCGGGCUAGUGUGUGUCAGAGGGUCCUCUUGGCCUCUCCCAGCAUGCCAGCACUAUAGAGAGAUCAGUGGAGAAAUUCAUUGCCUACCCUUCAGGGCCUUUUCCCCAAAGCUCGCACCAUCUCUGUCCUUGGGCCCACUUUACUCUGCCCCUUCUUGGAUCUGUUACUCAACAUGUAUAGAGCACCUACUAUGUGCCAGGCUUGGGAGCAGGCACCUGGGAACUAAAGAUCAUUUUCCUUCUGCUGCCACUACACCAUGCUCACAGCAGCCCUUGGAGGAAGCAGAGUGAACACUAUCAGCUUUAUCAGUUCAUGUGAAAACUGAAGCCCAGUGAAGAAAAUAGGCUUUACUGAGGUCCCACGUUGGCUGGUAGAGGCACUGGCAAAGGAAGCCCUGACCCUAACCUCUCUCCAUCUCUCUCUUUCUCAUCUCUCUGUCUCAGUCUUUUUGUCUCUUUCUAUGUUAAUUUCCUUCUCCCUCUUGUUCCAACCUGCAGCCAGAGUCAGAUUUAUAAGUUGUUCAAACUUUUCCUCACUCCAGAAAUCUGUCAGCCCCACAGCCUCUGCUAUCUCCACCAGCUCAGCAUCGCUGUCUAAAGCAAGCCCUUUCCGGAUGCCCAGGUGCAGGGAUGAACUCUGGGUAACACUCUAGCCUCUCCAUCUGGCCCCAGAUAAGAUAAGAGUGGAGGCCAGCCCUAUAAACAGCUCUCAUCCUUCCCCCAGCCAGGCCCAGCUAACCCAGGCCUCAGCUAUCCAGCACCAGCAUGGCUGUCCGCCUGUGGACUGUUGCCCUGGCCUUGGCUGCCCUCCUUGUUGUGGACAGGGAAAUACCAGUGUCAGCAGGCAAGUUAAUUUUCUCAAGAAUGCCCAUCUGUGAGCAUAUGGGAGAGACUCCAGAUUGUUCCAAGACAUCCAACCCAGUCUGUGGCACUAAUGGGGUUACAUAUGACAGUGAAUGCCAACUCUGCUUGGCCAGGAUAAACACAAAACAGGACAUCCAGAUCGUGAAGGAUGGUAAAUGCUGAACCUGGAGGAGGGGCUCCAGCCACGAAGCUUCAGGCUGGAGCACAGUGAUUGGGCAUGCAGAGGAUGUGACAUGAAAUAAAAGAUCUGGCCAACCCAGCAAAGUGAAAAAAUGUCUUUGGAGACUCUGGGAGUUGGUUUUGGUCGGGGGUGGAUCUUUCAAUCUUCCUGAAUCUGAUGUCCGGUUUCUCUCCAUCCCUCUGAUGCUCAAUUCUGUCAUGUCCCUUUGGAGGUCCCAGUAUCUUUUGUCUGCUUGAGAGCAUAGCUCCUGGCCCUAGGAUACUGCCCAAUGCUCACAUCUGCCCCAGCCUAGACUGUUACUCUAACCAAGAACCUAGUGAGAUCUGUAUCCUCUGCCACUGCUAGGAUAUGACCCAACCUGACAGCCUCUGUGAGGGUCUCAAACCCCACAUGGCUUUCUUCUGAGUUAUAUCAGAACUUCAAGGCACGUGCACACACGUACACACACACACACACACACACACACACACACACACACAUACCACAAUUAUGGUUGAUAUUCAGACAAUGUACAUAGUACAGCUGAACUGCUUAUUAUAACAUUGGAGUAGGUCUUUUUCUUUUUCCUUUUGUUUUGUUUUGUUUUGUUUGUUUGUUUGAGAUAUUUUUGCUAUAGGGCACA
Tupaia belangeri chinensis (Chinese tree shrew) is the source of this 1999-nucleotide messenger RNA. RefSeq names its product serine peptidase inhibitor Kazal type 4 (gene SPINK4). NCBI's taxonomy places the organism in Eukaryota, Metazoa, Chordata, Mammalia, Scandentia, Tupaiidae. Gene Ontology annotation, molecular function: serine-type endopeptidase inhibitor activity; protein binding. Bases 1098 to 1358 code for a protein of 86 amino acids. The record is from RefSeq and is a predicted model, not a curated record. The transcript has 5 exons.